Electrophorus electricus (electric eel) is the source of this 3791-nucleotide messenger RNA. RefSeq names its product Y+L amino acid transporter 2. The record is from RefSeq and is a predicted model, not a curated record. Lineage: Eukaryota; Metazoa; Chordata; Actinopteri; Gymnotiformes; Gymnotidae. Gene Ontology annotation, biological process: amino acid transmembrane transport. Gene Ontology annotation, cellular component: membrane. Gene Ontology annotation, molecular function: L-amino acid transmembrane transporter activity.
CUCUGUUUGGGAAAAACACCUCAGAAUCUCUCUGUCGUCUGGGAUUGCGACACUCUUCAGUCCACUGCUAGAUCUGGAUAUCUUGAGGAAGAACUUAAUUGCACAACUCAUUACUCUUCUAGUCACCAACAAAUAGUUUUGUCUACUGUAGUGCAUCAAAGCACAUUAAAGCAUGAAACAGAAGUUGCUAGCUGUGAGACGAGCACUUUGUUGCCGCCCUCGGAAGGACUCGGACGUGGACCUGAAGGCACCUGUGGACGCUGCCUCCGAUCCAGACAGGCAGGGAGAGAAGAUGGUCAUGCGUCGGGAAAUCUCCCUCGUCAAUGGCAUCUGCCUCAUUGUGGGCAACAUGAUUGGCUCAGGCAUCUUUGUGUCACCCAAAGGUGUGCUGCUCUACAGCGCCUCCUACGGGCUGUCUCUUGUCAUCUGGGCCGUAGGCGGCAUGUUCUCAGUGGUUGGUGCCCUGUGCUAUGCGGAGCUGGGCACCACCAUCACCAAGUCGGGGGCCAGCUAUGCCUAUAUCCUGGAGGCUUUCGGAGGCUUCUUGGCCUUCAUCCGCCUGUGGACCUCCAUCCUUCUGGUGGAGCCAGCCAGCCAGGCCGUCAUCGCCUUGACUUUCGCCAACUACCUGGUGGAGACGCUCUACCCCACAUGCCAGCCGCCCUAUGACGCCGUGCGACUUAUCGCCGCUGCCUGCCUCUGUUUGUUGAUCUUCAUAAACUGUGCCUACGUGAAGUGGGGAACUCUGGUCCAGGAUGUCUUCACUUAUGCCAAGAUCAUGUCCCUCAUCCUCAUCAUUGCAAUUGGCAUCAUGAAAAUAAUUAGAGGAGAAGCUCAGAACUUUGAGAGCCCAUUUGAGGGCUCCUCAGCGGAGGCGGGGAGUGUUGCCCUGGCUCUCUAUUCAGCCCUUUUCUCCUACUCCGGCUGGGACACCCUCAACUUCGUCACUGAGGAGAUUGUCAACCCGGAGAGGAAUUUGCCUCUAGCCAUUGCCAUCUCUAUGCCGAUAGUGACCAUAAUCUACCUGCUGACAAACGUGGCAUACUAUGUGGUACUGGAUAUGCCCUCAUUCAUGGCUAGUGAUGCAGUUGCUGUGACCUUCGGGAAUCAGGUACUGGGGCCCAUGAGCUGGAUUAUUUCCAUUGCUGUUGCUAUGUCCUGCUAUGGAGGACUUAAUGCUUCUGUCAUUUCUGCCUCAAGGUUGUUCUUUGUGGGGGCACGAGAAGGGCACCUGCCAAACAGCCUAAGUCUGAUCCAUGCCAAGCGUUACACACCCAUCCCGGCUCUCCUCUUUAACGGUGUAAUGGGACUGAUCUUCCUCUGUGUGGAAGAUGUCUUCCAGCUCAUUAAUUACUUUAGUUUCAGCUACUGGCUGUAUGUAGGCCUGUCUGUGGUGGGCCUGAUCUACCUUCGUUUCACACAGCCAGACAGAAAAAGACCUGUCAAGCUCACCCUGUUCUUCCCGUUUAUCUACUGCCUGUGCAGUUUGUUCUUGGUCAUCGUACCACUCUACAGUGACACAGUCAAUUCCCUCAUAGGGGUAGCCAUCUCACUGUCCGGAGUGCCUGUGUAUUAUUUAUGUAUUUACCUUCCGGAGGAGAGAAGACCAAAAUGGGUCAGACGGCUAAAUGCCACCAUCACCAGAUACACUCAGAUCAUAUGCUACGGUUGUCCAACUGACCUGAAUGUGGAGCCAGAGAACAUGGUGUCAAGCAAGACCCAAUGAUACCAUGAAAGUCACAGCUCUUAAAGAUAUCAAAGAUAUUUUAAAGUUUUAAGCUUCCACUUCAGACGUGGAUAUGGAUACCUUGCUGCCAGUUCUCUGACUGUCCGUGAUGAAAUGUUCUUGUUCAGUGAGACACUAACAUUUUUGCAUGUAGUGAAUUUGUUUUACAUGAAUUAUUUGCACAUAUGCAGGUAUUUUAGAAGCAUCAGUCUGUCUUACUUUGAUAUGUGCACAGAGAAUAUCAAAUGUCUCUUUGUUUCGGGGCUUUGAUGCAGCCCUUGGUGUGAUAUCACCAGACCAAAGAGGACUAAACUUGAUUACAAAUGCUUUAAGUGAUUUCAACACAUGUUGUUCCUAAAAUACCUGAAGGUAAUGCUAAUAGGAUGAGGAAAGUGCAUGCGUCAGCAAGCAUGCAGGUGGGUACUGUGUAUCCAUCCACCAUGGUCUUUUGUUCAUUUUGUACAUGCUCUACUACAUGACAGAAAAUAUGUUCACCGAAGAGAAACGGAAUGAGAUUUUUUGUAACGCUGAUUAAUUUAUGGUUUACACAAGUUUUUUACUAUGUGACCACAGCACUUUAUAUCUCUCUAUUUUCUUUGUGUCUUUUAUUAGUCAUGUGAUCGUUUUAGGGACUUGCCACUUGUAUGUUUUGAGCCUCAGACAGCACUUCUCUGUGUGUCUCUCGGGUACCUGAGGAACAGCAAUAAUUCAUAAUUCUCCGUUGUGCGAAUGAUAGCUUCAUGUUCCUGUCAAUGCUUAUUUUCUCUUCCUCUGUAAUCCAUUUCACAUAUAUUCACUCUCUUAGAGCAUUGUUUAUGGGCCUACGCCACUGUUAGCCGUUUCAAGAUUUACACUUCACUUUACAGUUUUUAUAUUGGCUAAUCAAGACCAAUGCAUAUAGUUUUUUGACACCUGAAUUAGCUGAAAUUUUAUUUAAUUCUUACCUGCUCAAAAUCGGUAUGGUUGAAUUGGAAUAAUUAUAUUAUUUUAAUAUUUCCUGGUAAAUACUAACACUUACUUGGGUAAUGCUAUCAUUUGUCUUCUGGCUUUCUUUUGUCUUCUGGUCCUGCAUGACCCCUGUGUGUGACAUCUAAUAUUUAAUUGUAUCACCAAUGUCUGCACCAUAUCUGUUAACAUCCAGCUGCACACCCUUCAUUUCCUUUCGUACUACUUUCUAUGGACACAUGUCACUAUUCCCUGACCUGAUUAUCGUUAUUUUUUUAAAAACUUUCAUAUUUUAAUACAUUCAAGCUGGACUGUUUUUGCUAUCACUUGUUGUUAUUCAGACGUCCCCUUAUGCAAAAGUGCAAAUUGGACACACCCACAGGCAAGUAAUAUUUGUCUGUGGUUUCCAUUGUUAGUUGUAUGGGACCUAACAGGAAACUGUUUGGCCACAGUUUCUUACUUUGCUGUCAUAAAAUCGUAAAAAUAACUUUGGCUUGUUUAUACUUAACUAUGUCUGAUUUAAUAUUUUGUCAUAUAUUUGAUGCAUCUCUGACACAUCUAGUGACGGAGCUAGAGGAUGGCUAGUGUUUUAGGAGGUGAAACUAGCUGACUUGGAAUGUACCAAAGAAGAAGGAAGUUUGGUCCAUUAAUUUUGGCAGCCCAGUGUAAAUCAAGGUCAGAGUGCUCUUUGGCACACAGUGACUCAGCAGACACUCAGCAGAUAAGCCAAUGAGUAAUGUUUUUGAGAAGCAGAUUAUACAGGAUUGUGACCUCUUUAUGACCUCAUGAUAAACCAGGGAAAAUGUGCAGUGUGGGAAUUCAUUGGCAUGAAUUUGGAAAUACUUGUACAGGUACAUUAGAACUAGCACAGAAGCCAACAAAAAGGUAACGAACAAUGAACAGCACUCUGAUUCCUCUUAGUUGGAAAUGUUAUAUCACUUGACAUAUGGUGUCAGUGUCUCAUCCUUCAUGUGAUAGUUGCAUUCACUUUGGAACUGAGGUGCACACACUGAAGACUUAUGAACUGCAUUUGCCCUUAUGUGUAUUCACUUAUUUAUUUGUAAUCGUUUUUAUUUUUUGUAGUUAUAAUAAAUCUUAUACAAAGACAAUAACUCUGAAA